Trypanosoma conorhini is the source of this 447-nucleotide messenger RNA. RefSeq names its product retrotransposon hot spot (RHS) protein. NCBI's taxonomy places the organism in Eukaryota, Euglenozoa, Kinetoplastea, Trypanosomatida, Trypanosomatidae. Bases 1 to 447 code for a protein of 148 amino acids. The transcript has a single exon. The record is from RefSeq and is a predicted model, not a curated record.
AUGGACCCUCGACAGCCGCGUGCAGGAGGUGCUGGUGGCGGGGGUUGGCCCGGUCAGCGAAAUGAAGCUGAACGACUUCUUCGCGAGCACGUUGGCCGCGCGAAGUGCGUGGACGAAGGCAGGAAUGUUUCCAUGGAGGUGUUUGCCCGUGGGCCGCGCAGGUACGUGAAGGACAAGCAGCUUCUUGGGGAGAUUGCCAAUGCGCCGAGGUAUCGGCGUUUCCUUUUUGCGCGCAAGCUGGCGGAGAAGGGGGUGGUGACUCUCCGCGACUGGAGGGAGGUUGGGGUGGGGCUCCCCGCGCCUCGUUUUCGCACGGAGACGACUCGACGCGGCCCUGGCGGCGGCGGAGGGGGAAGCGGGAAGGAAGGAAGCAGACGAAAGGGCAAGGCGGGAGGAGGAAAAGACAAGCCGAACGCUACCGGAAGGCCUCUACGGCUCUGUGCUUAA